Molecule: messenger RNA, 1503 nt
Organism: Pneumocystis murina B123
Lineage: Eukaryota; Fungi; Ascomycota; Pneumocystomycetes; Pneumocystales; Pneumocystaceae
Exons: 10
Coding region: 1-1503 (500 amino acids)
Biological process (GO): protein N-linked glycosylation
Cellular component (GO): endoplasmic reticulum membrane
Molecular function (GO): dolichyl pyrophosphate Glc1Man9GlcNAc2 alpha-1,3-glucosyltransferase activity
Source: RefSeq, a predicted model, not a curated record
AUGUCUUGUUCGAGUUUUGAGAAAUAUUUUAUUACUUCUAUCUUUAUAAAAAUUUUACUUUUUCCAGCCUAUAGAUCAACAGAUUUUGAAGUCCAUAGAAAUUGGAUGGCUUUAACAUAUAGUCUUCCAUUAUCUAAAUGGUAUUAUGAAAAUACCUCGCAAUGGAUGCUAGAUUAUCCUCCAUUUUUUCCCUGGAUGGAAUAUUUGUUUUCUUUGUUUGGACAGUGGAUAGAUCCAGAGAUGUUAAAAAUUACUAAUGUUAAUUAUGCAAGUAAUAAAACCAUAUAUUUCCAGAGAUCAACUGUUAUUAUUACAGACUUUAUGUUGAUAUAUAGUUUAAGAAAAUAUAUUCAAUUAAGUUCUUCAGAAAAAAAGUUAACUAAAAUUAUUGCUAUUUCUAUUGUUUUCUCCCCGGGAUUUUUUAUUGUUGAUCAUAUUCAUUUUCAGUACAAUGGAUUUUUAUAUGGAUUGCUUCUUUUAUCAAUUUGUUAUGCUAAGAAUUCUGAUAAAAUUUUAAAAAGUAGCGUUAUUUUUUCCGUUUUAUUAUGUUUUAAGCAUCUCUUUCUUUAUCUGGCUCCUGCAUAUCUUGUAUAUGUUCUGCGUGUAUACUGUUUACGCUUAGACAUGAGAGGAAUUAAUGUCAAAAAUACUAUUAAGUUAAUUGUUUCAAAUCUUUUUGUUAUAACAUUAGCCUUUGGUCCAUUUGUAUAUUAUAACCAAUUAAGUCAAAUAAAAUCUAGGCUUUUUCCAUUUUCAAGGGGUCUAACUCAUGCUUACUGGGCACCCAACAUAUGGGCCCUGUAUUCUUUUAUUGAUAGAGUUUUAAUUGCAUUAGCUCCACAUUUGAAUAUUGUAGUUAAACAAGAGGCAGCAGCUUCCUUAACUAGAGGAUUAAUAGGCGAUACCUUUUUUGGAAUUCUUCCUAAUAUUACGCCUACAACAACUUUUAUUGUUACAUUUUUUUUUCAAAUGAUUUAUUUGGCUAAAUUAUUUAUAAGACCUACAUAUAAUGUAUUUCUUGGAGCAAUUGUACUUUGCGGGUUUUCAUCUUUUAUUUUUGGAUGGCAUGUUCAUGAAAAGGCGAUACUUAUGGUUAUAAUUCCAUUUAGUCUUCUUGCUCUUAAGGAUAGAAGAUAUUUUACAGCAUUUUGUCCUUUGGUUGUUGCAGGAUAUGUUUCUCUUUUUCCUUUAAUUUUUACACCAUUAGAAAGCUUUAUUAAGUUUGUAUAUACUAUAGCCUGGUUACUAGUAUUUCUUGUGCCUUCUGACAUUAUGGUACCUGCAUCGACAAAGAGAAUUUUUCUUUUAAACCGUGCCUCUACCUUUUACAUUUCUAUGUUUAUUCCACUUUUUAUUUACACUACUUUUUUUCAUAAUUUAAUAUUUGGGUCAACAGGAAAAUAUGAAUAUUUUCCAUUAAUGUUAAUUAGUAUAUAUUGUUCUUGGGGUAUUUUAUGCUCAUGGUUUGGGUUUUCGUUGUUAUACCUUACAGAUUUAUCAUGA